This is a messenger RNA of Arvicola amphibius (Eurasian water vole), 993 nucleotides long. Its product is annotated as olfactory receptor 12-like. The transcript has a single exon. Gene Ontology annotation, cellular component: membrane. Lineage: Eukaryota; Metazoa; Chordata; Mammalia; Rodentia; Cricetidae. The coding region runs from base 1 to 993 and encodes 330 amino acids. Gene Ontology annotation, biological process: sensory perception of smell; G protein-coupled receptor signaling pathway. Gene Ontology annotation, molecular function: odorant binding; olfactory receptor activity; G protein-coupled receptor activity. The record is from RefSeq and is a predicted model, not a curated record.
AUGGCCAAACCAGUCCACAGAAAUGGAAGUCUCCUUGCAGUGUCCUUGCAGGGGUUCAUGCUGGUUGGUUUUGGGGGAGGUGCAGAGACCCAGGCCCUGCUAUUUGCUGUCUUCUUGCCUCUGUACAUGUUGACCGUCCUGGGCAACCUCACCAUGAUUAUGGUCAUCACGCUGGAUGCCUGCCUGCACUCCCCCAUGUACUUCUUCCUCAAGAACCUGUCCUUUGUCGACCUCUGCCUCUCUUCUGUGAUUGUGCCCAAUGCUCUUGCCAACAUUUUCUCCUCUUCCAAGGUCAUCAGCUUUGAGGGAUGUGCCACUCAGUUCUUCUUUUUCUCUUUCUUGGCUGCCACUGAAGCUGUCCUCUUAGCUGUGAUGGCCUAUGACCGUUUCAUGGCCAUCUGUAGUCCUUUAAGAUACUCUGUGAACUUGAGUCCUACAACCUGUGCCCAUCUGGUUCUGGGUACCUUCUGCGUUGGCUGCUUGAGUGCCAUUGUCCAGACCAGCCUCACCUUCCAGCUGCCCUUCUGCAGCUCCAACCACAUCGAUUUCUUCUUCUGUGAUGUGCCCCCACUGAUCAAGCUUGCUUGUGCAGACACAACUCUCAAUGAACUUGUCAUGUUUGGUAUCUCUGGGUUCAUCAUUCUGUGUGCUGUUCUUGUGAUCGUCAUCUCUUAUGGCUACAUCACAGUGACCAUCUUCAGGAUGCAGUCAGGGUCAGGAUGGCACAAGGUCUUCUCUACGUGUGGCUCCCACAUGACAGCUGUAUCCUUGUUUUAUGGAGCUGGUUUUGCUAUAUAUGGACAGCCAGGAGGUAUGGAAUCCAUGGAGCAGGGCAAGUUGGUCUCCAUCAUCUACACCCUGGUGAUCCCCAUGUUCAACCCCCUCAUCUACAGUCUGCGCAACAAGGAUGUAAAGGAUGCCCUGAGGAGGCUGGGUCAGAGACACAGUCUGGUGAAGAAGAGUGGCUGGUGUCAUCAUCGGGGACUAUGCUAG